GUUCACAAUCAAAUUAGAAUAUCCACCAUAUUGAAAUUUGAAACGUUUAAUGAAAAAUAGUUUGAACAUAAAAAAGAGAACAAGAAAACAGGAUCACCAAUUCAACGUCAGUUAGCUCUUAUGGGGAAACUCCCACCCAGCACAACCCAGAGCACCAAUGUCAUCAUCGUAUAUAUAGAGAAAUAGAGAAGACAAUUGCCACUGGCAUUGUUCUGUCCGCCCAGCUCACACGUCACAUCUGAAGAAAACAAGGAACUGAUGUGAUUUAUAUUUGCUCGUUUGCCCGCUCGCUCAUCCAUCGCCGCCUAGUAAACCCAAGAAGAAGAAGAAGAACCAGUUCCCCGGGACUAGUACCCUCAUUAUCUGUUUUCGCCUUACUUGCGAAAACCCAAUCAGCACUUGCCGCCAGUCAAUCUCCUGGAAUUCAUUUUAGUCGCCAUUGAUAUAGUUAUUAUAGGUUUCUUUUACGAAUCAUGGGCUGUCAAAGCGUCAAUUCGUUGCUGCAAAAACACCCCUUUCCUUCUCAACCCAUGCCGGUUAGAUUUCCCGACGGCUAUCUCGCCCGCAGUUUCAGCUCAGGAUCGCUGUACUUGCGCCGACUUAGGGCCCGGAAGCUCAUAUUGAACGCAUCUGCCUCGGAUCCAUCGCCUGCAUCUGUCUCUCGUCCCACUCCAGUCAGAAAUGUGGGGAACAGUUUUGGAUACAAUGGCUGCAAACUAGUUGGAUGUGGCUCUGCUGUACCGAGUUUGAAUAUAUCUAAUGAAGAUCUUGCGAAAAUUGUCGAUACUAAUGAUGAAUGGAUUUCAGUCCGGACUGGAAUUCACAACAGAAAAGUUCUCUCAGGCAAAGACAACUUGACUGCACUAGCUGUGGAGGCUUCAAAGAAAGCUCUUGAGAUGGCUGAGGUUGAUCCUGAUGAUGUGGAUUUAAUUUUACUGUGCACUUCAACACCGGAUGAUCUCUUUGGCAGUGCGCCACAGAUUCAAAAAGCACUGGGUUGCAAUAGAAACCCGUUGUCUUUUGAUAUAACAGCUGCUUGUAGUGGCUUCAUGCUGGGAUUGAUAUCUGCUGCUUGCUAUAUUAGAGGUGGUGGAUUUAAAAAUGUCCUUGUAAUUGGGGCAGAUGCAAUUUCUCGAUAUGUUGAUUGGACAGAUAGAGGGACUUGUAUUCUCUUUGGUGAUGGUGCUGGCGCUGUAGUUGUCCAGGCCUGUGACAUUGCAGAUGAUGGUUUAUUUGCUUUUGACUUGCAUAGUGAUGGUGAUGGUCAAAGGCACUUAAAUGCUUCUUUAAAAGAGAGCGAAACAGAGAAAAAAGUGGGAACAAACGGUUCAUUAAUUGGGUUUCCACCUAAACGCUCCAACUAUUCAUGUGUUCAAAUGAAUGGUAAGGAGGUCUUUAGGUUUGCGGUUCGUGUUGUGCCACAGUCUAUUGAAGCUUCAUUAAAGAAAGCUGGCAUCACCAACUCUAACGUUGAUUGGUUACUUCUCCAUCAGGCGAAUCAAAGGAUUAUUGAUGCUGUUGCAACACGUUUGGCUAUCCCACCUGAAAAUGUGAUAUCAAAUUUAUCAAACUAUGGGAAUACAAGCGCUGCUUCUAUUCCAUUGGCUUUGGAUGAAGCAGUUAGAAGCGGGAAAGUUCGAUCAGGCCAUACUAUUGCUGCUGCUGGAUUUGGGGCUGGCCUUACAUGGGGCUCCGCAAUAAUGAGAUGGGGAUGAACAACUUAAAUGAUGAUCAGCCCAAUGUAUCAUAUUGAGAUGAGAGGAUGUUGAUAAUUUUGUGCCUUUUAGUAGUUUAGUCUCUCAACGUUGUACCCAGAAUCUCUUUUUGGUAUUUACCGGAAUUUUAUUUUUUUGCAUUAUAUUCUCUUGAACAGUGUGAAUAAGCUUAUUAUAUAUUCGCCUCAUCUAUAUUAUUGUUUUUAUACAUUGGAAAGAUUGUUUAGUUUAUAUAUUAUAUAUUCGCCUCCUUUAUAUGA
Molecule: messenger RNA, 1975 nt
Organism: Cuscuta epithymum
Lineage: Eukaryota; Viridiplantae; Streptophyta; Magnoliopsida; Solanales; Convolvulaceae
Source: the annotation of a GenBank genome assembly